GGGAGCUGUUCGCUGGCUUUUCCUACGUGCGCAGCUGCUCGCCCAUCGCCUUCUCUCCCUCCACCGCGAGCAACGGGGUGGACAUCACCGGGAUGGACAGCGCGGGCAACAUCGAGGAGGAAGAGGACAACACCGACGACGACGAGGAGGACACGGCGUGACUCGCGGCCGUGGGGUGUGCUGCUCAAGAUUGGCGUGGAGGUGCCCUCCGUGAAAGAAAAGUAG
Molecule: messenger RNA, 225 nt
Organism: Acanthamoeba castellanii str. Neff
Lineage: Eukaryota; Discosea; Longamoebia; Acanthamoebidae
Exons: 2
Source: RefSeq, a predicted model, not a curated record